Messenger RNA from Syzygium oleosum, 3000 nucleotides. Its product is annotated as auxin efflux carrier component 4-like. Gene Ontology annotation, cellular component: endoplasmic reticulum; plasma membrane. Bases 255 to 2285 code for a protein of 676 amino acids. The transcript has 6 exons. Gene Ontology annotation, molecular function: auxin efflux transmembrane transporter activity. The record is from RefSeq and is a predicted model, not a curated record. NCBI's taxonomy places the organism in Eukaryota, Viridiplantae, Streptophyta, Magnoliopsida, Myrtales, Myrtaceae. Gene Ontology annotation, biological process: auxin polar transport; auxin export across the plasma membrane.
AUUCACCUCGGACUCUCUCUCUCCUCUUUCUCUCUCUCGUCAGCAAUAUCAUCAGAAAGUGUUGCAGAAAAACACCGUCUCAUCACAUCACUCCCGACCUCUGCUGCUGCUGCUACUGAAGCGAAAGGAAGGAAGGAAGGAAGACCCCAGUACCAUAUCAUCCUUUCUUUCCCGAGUUCGUUACUCAACGGUUGUUGCCCCACCUCCUCACCCCGGGUUUCCCCGUAUUGUCCCUCCCCUCCGCCGGCGGAACCAUGAUCACGGGGCACGACCUGUACACCGUCCUGUCGGCGAUGGUCCCGCUCUACGUGGCCAUGAUCCUGGCCUACGGCUCCGUCCGGUGGUGGAAGAUCUUCUCCGCCGACCAGUGCUCCGGCAUCAACCGCUUCGUGGCCAUCUUCGCCGUCCCGCUCCUCUCCUUCCACUUCAUCGCCAAGAACGACAUCUACGCCAUGAACCUGCGCUUCAUCGCCGCCGACACCCUCCAGAAGCUCAUCAUGCUCGCCGUCCUCGGCCUGUGGGCCAACUUCACCCGCAACGGCUCCCUCGAGUGGACGAUCACCAUCUUCUCCCUCUCCACCCUCCCCAACACCCUCGUCAUGGGCAUCCCCCUCCUGGAGGCCAUGUACGGCCCCGGCGCCAGCAAGCGCGACGACGCCGGCGGCCUCAUGGUCCAGGUCGUCGUCCUCCAGUGCAUCGUCUGGUACACCCUCCUCCUCUUCCUCUUCGAGUACCGCGGCGCCAAGAUCCUCAUCAUGGAGCAGUUCCCCGAGACCGCCGCCUCCAUCGUCUCCUUCAAGGUGGAGUCCGACGUCGUCUCCCUCGACGGCCGGGACUUCCUCGAGACCGACGCCGAGAUCGGCGACGACGGCAAGCUCCACGUCACCCUGCGGAAGUCCAACGCGUCCAGGCGGUCCCUCGGCCCCGGCUCCUUCUCCGGCCUCACCCCGAGGCCGUCCAACCUCACCGGCGCCGAGAUUUACAGCCUCAGCUCCUCCCGCAACCCCACCCCGAGGGGCUCCAACUUCAACCAGUCCGACUUCUACUCCAUGAUGGGGUUCGCCCCGAGGCGGUCCAACUUCGGGUCGGCGGAUCUGUACUCGGUCCAGUCCUCCCGCGGCCCGACCCCGAGGCCAUCGAACUUCGAGGAGAACUCCGCGGCAAUGGCACAGUCUGUACCGUCCCCGAGAUUCGGGUUCUACCCGGCGCAGACGGUUCCGACCGCGUACCCGGCUCCGAAUCCGGAAAUCGCAUCCGCUUUCCCCAAAAGCAGCAAGAACUCGCAACAGCAACAGCAGCAGCAGCAACAGCAGCAGCAGCCAAAGCAGCAGGAAGGCAAAGCCAACCAUGACGCCAAGGAGCUCCACAUGUUCGUGUGGAGCUCCAGCGCGUCGCCGGUGUCCGAAGGAGGCGGGCACCACGUGUUCGGCGGGAACGAAUUCGGGGCGUCCGAGCAAUCCGGGCGGUCCGAUCAGGGCGCCAAGGAGAUCCGGAUGAUCGUCGCUGACCACCCACCCAAUGGCGAAACCAAAGCGGUUGCGGAAGCUGAGGGCGUGGGCGGGGAUGACUUCAGCUUCGGUGGGAAAGGCGGGGAGGGGGACGAGGAGCGGGAGAACAAGGAGGGCCCCGCCGGGCUGACCAAGCUGGGGUCGAGCUCCAUGGCGGAGCUGCACCCGAAGGCGGCGGCGGCAGCGGCCGCGGGGGGAGGAGGAGUGGCGGCGGCAGCGCCGGGCGUUGGCGUCGGGGUCGGUGGCGGCGGCGGCGAGGUCGGGAAGCAGAUGCCGCCGGCGAGCGUCAUGACCCGACUCAUCCUCAUCAUGGUGUGGCGCAAGCUCAUCCGCAACCCGAACACCUACUCCAGCCUCAUCGGCCUCACGUGGUCCCUCGUCGCCUUCCGGUGGAACGUGAAAAUGCCGGUGAUAGUAAACGAGUCGAUCGAGAUACUGGCCCGUGCCGGGCUGGGAAUGGCUAUGUUCAGCUUAGGUCUGUUCAUGGCCCUGCAACCCAAGAUCAUCGCGUGCGGGAACUCGGUCGCGGCGUUCACCAUGGCGGUGAGGUUCCUCACCGGCCCGGCCGUGAUGGCCGCCGCUUCGAUCGCCAUCGGCUUGCACGGGAGGCUCCUUCACAUCGCCAUCGUCCAGGCGGCUCUUCCGCAGGGCAUCGUGCCGUUCGUGUUCGCCAAGGAGUACAACGUCCAUCCAACCAUUCUCAGCACGGGGGUGAUUUUCGGGAUGUUGAUAGCGCUGCCGAUUACCUUAGUGUAUUACAUCCUACUCUGGCUGUGAACUUUCCCCUCGACCCGGCUCGAUUCGAUUUAACUUUAGAUUGGGGGGAGCGAGCAAACGGAGGAGGAAGGAAGGGCAACAAAGACUAAUAUACACUGUAUGAUGCAUCUUACAUGAGGAAUUCCUGGAGGGAGGAUGGAAGGAAAGAUCCCAAAAUGCUUGGAAGCAAAAGAACAUAAAAGCUCUGACCCUAGUGCCAGGAUUGCUGCCUCCCCCCUCCACCGCCCAAAAAGUCAAACGAGUCUCUCUCUCUCUCUCUCUCUCUCUACCUAAUUCCCGAAGACCCUUUUUUGAAGAGAACAACGCCUCCAAAGCUCUCGUCUUGCUUGAAGGAGACAUGGAAGAGGGAAAGAAGGAAGAAAAAAAAAAAUAUUAGAAUGCGAUGAGCGGGUCAAUCGAUCAUGUUUUUUCUUUUCUUUUCUUUUUUUUUCUUUGGUGAACUUCUUCCGUCUGGUCGUGUGCUACGCGGGCGAAAGCUAGGUUACGAGGUUCAUCUUCGCCCGUGAAGACGACAAAAAAAGAAAAAAAACAUGAGGAAUCCGAUUGUUAGUUUAAUCGAAGAAAGAUGAUGAGAGCGGGAGUUUCGUUAUCCCCUUCUAACCUCUUUUUUUCCUUUUUGUGUUUCUUUUCUCCUGUGGGUGGGUGUGUUUUGGUAUCUAGCUAGCGGCGUUGUUCCAGUCGUCCGUAAGAUCAGAUCAGGCAAUUAUUUGCGCUU